Messenger RNA from Baudoinia panamericana UAMH 10762, 651 nucleotides. RefSeq lists its product as uncharacterized. Lineage: Eukaryota; Fungi; Ascomycota; Dothideomycetes; Mycosphaerellales; Teratosphaeriaceae. The transcript is spliced from 3 exons. The record is from RefSeq and is a predicted model, not a curated record. The annotation marks the transcript as partial. Gene Ontology annotation, molecular function: protein kinase activator activity. Gene Ontology annotation, cellular component: cytoplasm; nucleus. Gene Ontology annotation, biological process: signal transduction; positive regulation of protein phosphorylation; cell division.
UUCUUCUUUCGCGAAGAUUACGCAGGUUUCAUUGUGAAGGGUAACUUCAUGACGCUCGCUGCCAAGCCCCACCUCAUCGAAGAGGGAGAGUGGCUAGCACAUCAACUCGUGGAGCAGAACCGUUUAUUAACCGGCCUCAUUAAGACCGCCUCCGCCGAAGACCGCACCACAGGCCGCCCAGUCUGCAACGAAGUGACCUGUCCCAGCAUGUCCGCAGGAUCAACCACAUACACCUGGAUCGAUACUAAGGGCAAUCCAAUCAAUCUUGCUGCCAACAUUUACAUCAAGCACAUCCAGACCUGGGUCAACGGCAAGAUCCAAGAUCCAGCGCUCUUUCCCACAGACACCUUGAGCUCUCCGCCACCACUUCCCACCCUGCAAGCGCUGACCGACAACCCCAACCCAAAUUACUGGCUCGGCAAGCUCAGCGGCUUUCCGCCACGCUUUGAGACGGAGAUCAAGAACAUGUACAAGCAAAUUUUCCGCUGCUACGCCCACCUGUAUUGGCAGCACUGGUUCUUCUUCUGGGACACGAGCUCUCACCGUGAGCUCAACACUUGCUUCGUACAUUUCGUCAACGUCGGCAGGCUUUACGGCUUGUUCACAGACAAGGAUGCCGAGCCGAUGCAGCCACUCAUUGAUCUGUGGGUG